AUGCAGGAGCACAUUCGACGAGCUCAUCCCAAUCACUACAUCCCGAAGCUCCCGGCCACCGAAGAGAGCUUCAUCCUGAUGGUCACAACGCCCCCCGAUCAACGUGCUCAUCUUUCUCCCCCGAUUCAAGCUCCCUCUCGCAGACAGAAUGGUGGGUACCGCGACCAUGUUCGAUCCGCUGGAGUCGACUGGCACCACAAGCAUCUGACGCUUCCAGCCAAUGCAGAUCGAGACAUCUACGUUGCGGAUGCCAGCUCGCCUGCAACUCCCCGGGGGAUCGAUGAACCUCAUCCCGCUGCUGCCACCGCUGCGGUUGCGCUGGCGCAAUUGCAUCAUCAUCGUCUAGCAUCGGAUUGGGAUACCGACAUGGAUAUUCAUUCGGACAAUGAUAUCGGUCGGGACCGCAUGCGAUCGUCAAUUGAAUUGCCCUCUCUGCGAGACCAUUUCAAGCAGGACACCUUGCCCCCCUUCUCGUCGCCCCGUCCGCGAGAACUGCUUCCCUCGAUUCUCAAUCACUCUCCGCCCGGUCGCUCUUCGACAUUGCCCCCCAUUCAGACGAGAGACAAGCUUCCUCGUCCUCGCAAAUCUUCUAUCUCUCGGAAGAUGAAGCAUGGCCGGACUCGAUCGAAAGAAUUCGGACGACGUCCUAGCCUGGGCGAUCGCAAGGCACUCUCGGCGGAGCCGCAGACCGCCGCCUGGGCCCAGGGUAAGCGCUGGGAGGAUUUGAUCGAGGCAGCAACGUCGGCGACUGAAGCAGAUGAUGAACCCCACUCGGAGAUUGGUCGUUCCCCAACUAUACCCCCAUUGAUUUCCCACAUAACGUCGGUGCCCUCCAUGGCUCAGAACCGCUCGUCGCUCCCUCCUGCUUUCCAGUCCGGGAGCUUGCCUCCACCGGCCUCGCAUCGCCCGUUCCAGCCGCUCUCGUACGCUGCAUCCCCUUUGCACAAAUCGCUCACCCCGCCACCAUUUGAAACACGCAGCCGGGACAGCGAUCUUGAGCCAUUCCCGUCCAUUGAGUCGUCUCUCGACUCCGCGUCGUCAGCGUCGGGCAAGACCUUCGGGUUCGGAAGGAAUCUCUCCGGGUCCGUGAAUUCCGACUCCAGCCCAGUGCUGAAUUUGUUUCCACCUUCGGCAUCUCAGCGCCAGCAUCAUCGGUUCUCGAAUCCCACGCCGGCCUCCUUCCGCAACAAAGAUAUCCAGAUCUACUGUGCCAGUUGCAAACGGCCGUCGGCCUUGAAUGACUGCUACGCCUGUACCGAGUGCAUUUGCGGUGUGUGCCGGGAGUGCGUGGGGAUGCUCAUGGGCAGUCCGCCGGCGUCCUUCAAGAAUGUGACCUCCAGCCCUGGCAGCGCGGUCCCCACGGGGAACAACGCGGGGUACGGCGGCCCCACCAGCUAUCCCAAUCCUCGGGGAUGUCCUAGAUGCCACAGCGUCACAGGCAAAUGGAAGGCAUUCCAACUGGAAUUUCGAUGA
Molecule: messenger RNA, 1473 nt
Organism: Aspergillus clavatus NRRL 1
Lineage: Eukaryota; Fungi; Ascomycota; Eurotiomycetes; Eurotiales; Aspergillaceae
Gene: rfeD
Product: putative transcription factor RfeD
Exons: 3
Coding region: 1-1473 (490 amino acids)
Source: RefSeq, a predicted model, not a curated record